This is a messenger RNA of Amyelois transitella, 2576 nucleotides long. RefSeq lists its product as uncharacterized. Lineage: Eukaryota; Metazoa; Arthropoda; Insecta; Lepidoptera; Pyralidae. The transcript has 8 exons. The record is from RefSeq and is a predicted model, not a curated record. Bases 156 to 971 code for a protein of 271 amino acids.
CUUCGAUUGUUUUGUUUAUUUUGCGGAGUAAGUGCAAAAAAAAGUUAUGAAAAUUACUUUUUUAUUUUAUUAUAAUAAAUAAGUACUUACUUGAACCUACUGUAAUUGAGAAUGCACAAGUUUAAUGGAAAUACCAUUUAAACAAAAAAGAGAAUAUGUCAGGGAACUCAUUAGAGACAAGGUCAUCGCACCCAUCAUUAUCUCAAGUAGAAGCCCUAGUAUCCUAUCUGGAGACUCGGCCGGACUUGGCUAGGGGCUUCAAGAAAACCCAGGGGCAGCGGGAACGAGCGCAGAAGGAUUGGUUACGGAUUAGUCAGAAGUUGAACAAUAUGCCCGAAGGCACAGUGAAGACUGUAAAAAGGUGGAUGAAGUAUUGGAGCGAUAAAAAAAAUGCUGUGAAAAGGAAACAAGUUAAUAUAGAGAAAUGCCGACAAAGUGGUGAACAAGAAAUACUCGAACUCUCCGAGAUUGAAGAACGAAUAUUAACUUUAAUAAAGACUCCUACGCCUCGGGGUCAUAAAGGAUUCAAAACAGAGCCAGAUGAACAAGUUGAAGUAGAGAGUUCUGAGAAUGUUAUUGUAUCAUCUAUCUUGUUGGACGAAGAAAUGGGAGAUGAGACACAUACUGAAGAAACUAAUGAAGACGAAGACACAUUUCUGACAAAUUUCGUUGACACAAAUCGGAUACCGCAUUCGAACGGAGAAAGCGAAAGCACGCCUAAAGUUUCCAGUUCGAAAUGGAGCCGUUUCAAAGUGCCACAAAAAAAACAAGAGUCGGGUCAAUGGUUUUUUUUGGUCGCGGACAAACUGUGCAGGAUCGAACAACAGAGAUUGGAGUUGGACAGGCGAAUAGUGAAUGUCAUGGAGCGGAAUAGCGAGAGGUAUAAUAGUUGGGAUCACAUGAUAGCGGAGGCUGUCAAAGCUAUGGGUGAAGGUUUAAAAGCUUUAGCAGAGGCAAUAUCAAGGAAUUGAUGCGGUUUUGGGAAAAAGCAUAGUUGACAGAAAACGGCUUUACCGGACAUAAACAUAUAUACAAACAUACAUAGUCACGUCUAUAUCCUUUGCGGGGUAGACAGAGUUGACAGUCUUGAAAAUACUGUUAGGCCCUGUUUGGCUUUAAGAUAGAAUUGAGAUUCAAAUAGUGACAGGUUGCUAGCCCAUCGCCUGAAAAAAGGAAUCCCAAGUUAACAAGCCUAUCCCAUAGUCGCCUUUUACGACAUGCAUGGGAAAGUGAUGGAAUGGUCCUAUUCUUUUUUGUUUUGGUGCCAGGAACAAAUUUUAUACACGGCAACAAAUUUUAUUAAUAAGAUGACAUGUCAAGGAAUAUAAUUUAAGUUUAAUUCACAUUUUAUUUAUGUAUGUUUAUCAUUUAUUAAUUUGUAAUUAAUUGGUUAUUGUAACGCAUCUACAAUGCUUUUUAUUGUGCGUUGCCUCUUUGAUUCCGGAUUUUCCUUUUUUAUUUUGGUUGACUGGAAGAAAUUCCAAUCGGGAUAAGUACGUCAUUGUACAUGUUCCUCUAAAUCCAAUGACUGUUUUGCAUACAUACAUACAUACAUAUGAUCACGUCUAUAUCCCUAGCGGGGUAGACAGAGCCACCAGUCUUGAAAAGACUGAUAGGCCACGCUCAGCUGUUUGGCUUAGUGAUAGAAUUGAGAUUCAAAUAGUGACAGGUUGCUAGCCCAUCGCCUUAAAGAAGAAUCCCAAGUUUAUAAGCCUAUCCCUUAGUCGCCUUUUACGACAUCCGUGGGAAAGAAAUGGAGUGCUCCUACUCUUUUUUGUAAUGGUGCCGGGAACCACACGGCACUGUUUUGUAUUUUGUUAUAUUUAUUUUUAUGUACAAUAAAGAGUUUACAAACAAACAAACAAGUUUUUAGAAAAAAUAUAACGACAGAAAGAAUGUCUUCAAAUAUUAUUCCUACUAGCUGUGCCCGCAACUUCGUCCGCGUGGAAUUGUUAUUUUGGGCAUCAUUGAAGCCCUCAAGGAGGAAUAAUUUUCCCCGUUUUUUUUUCACCUUUUUCCAUUAUUUCAUCGCUUUUAAUAGUUGCAGCGUGAUGUUAUAUAGCCUAAAGCAUUUCUCGAUAAAUGGUCUAUUAAACGCAAAAAGAAUUUUUCAAUUCGAACCAGUAGUUCCUGAGAUUAGUGCGUUCAAACAAACAAACUCUUCAGCUUUAUAAUAUUAGUAUAGAUUAAAAAUACUAAGAAGGCUUAAUAUUACUACUAACGCAUAAUUAAAAGUACGCACCUAAUAAAUAUAGUAUAUAAUUGGGAUUCCUCUUUCAGUCUAUGUGCUAGCAACCUGUCACUAUUUGAAUCUCAAUUCUAUCAUGAAGCCGAACAGCUGAACGUGGCCAUCAGUUUUACGGGGCUGCUGGCUCUGUCUACCCCGCAAGGGAUAUAGACGUGAUUAUAUGAAUGAAUGAAUGAUUAUAUUCAAUCAGUGUCACAUAAUAGAGUGACGCUUACUACUUAUAUUUAAUGCUAAAAUUGUUAAAAUAAAGUUUUUUACCAAUGCAACAAUAGGAACAAAUAAACACUUCAUAUUAUUAAAAAUCUUUAUUUAACUUCAACAGCUUGGU